Molecule: messenger RNA, 3643 nt
Organism: Thermothelomyces thermophilus ATCC 42464
Lineage: Eukaryota; Fungi; Ascomycota; Sordariomycetes; Sordariales; Chaetomiaceae
Exons: 2
Coding region: 95-3484 (1129 amino acids)
Biological process (GO): DNA-templated transcription; regulation of DNA-templated transcription
Cellular component (GO): nucleus
Molecular function (GO): zinc ion binding; DNA binding; DNA-binding transcription factor activity, RNA polymerase II-specific
Source: RefSeq, a predicted model, not a curated record
CCUCAACCUCGCUGCUGUCAUCGAUCGAAGACGAGCGCACUGCUCCUGAGCGUCUCUCUCAAGCCAUUCUCCCCCACCAGCGCGCUUUGUCGCCAUGUCAUCGAGCGACGCGCAGGCUGGCGUCGAAAACUUCCCCUCAAUCGAGCUCGAGUUCUCUCCCACCACCGCCGGCGAAACCGAAGCUCACCUCGCCCAGCCCGAUCCAACGCUGGAAGGGCCCAAUGAGACACUGGAUAGCAUCACCGCAGCUCACGACAUGGCGGACACGGCGCAUUUUGGGGACUUUCAGUUCCCGUACCAGGACACGCUGCAGGAUUCGCCCAUGAACGGGCUGGGCCCAUCCUUCGACGACCAUGGCCCCGAUGUGUUCAGGACGCCGCAGGCAAACCCGACAUCGCCCGUGCAGGACCGACAAGACUCGGUUGCGUCCAUCACCGUCCACUCUUCUGCCUACGGGGGGGCCAACGCGCAGCGACCCAGUCCCGAAGGAUCUGACAACAGCACGCCGGGGAGCAACGGGAACGGCUCCAACCCGCUGGAAGACCCGCUAUCAGACGAGUUCGGCCUUGGGACGGGCGGAGUCGCCGACGGAACGGAUUUGGGUGGCAAGAAAGGGGAGAAGUCGGACUCUGCGCCUGCUUGGAGCGAACUCAAGACCAAAGCGGGCAAGGAGCGCAAGCGGUUGCCGCUGGCCUGCAUCGCUUGUCGACGCAAAAAGAUCCGCUGCUCGGGCGAGAAGCCCGCCUGCAAGCACUGCCUCAGGUCGCGCAUUCCGUGCGUGUACAAGGUCACGGCGCGCAAGGCGGCUCCUAGGACCGACUACAUGGCCAUGCUGGACAAGCGCUUGAAGCGGAUGGAAGAGCGCAUCAUCAAGAUCGUGCCCAAAGCCGAGCAGGACGCCCUGGCUGCCUCGGUCACCCGGGCGGUCGUGAAGCCCGCGAUCCCGGGCACUCUACCGGGAGGCGGGAAAGCCACGGCGAAGAAACGCGGCGCCGAUGAGGCCUUUGGGGCGGACCUAGACCACUGGGCUCGAGCGCCAUCGAGGUCCAGGCUGGAUGGCCCCAACAAGCCGUCAACGAUCCUCGUCCAAGAGGCGGAGGAAAGCAAGCUCUUGCUCGAAGGCGGCGACGCGCUCCCUUCCAAGGAUAUACAAGAGCACCUAGCGGAGGUCUUCUUCGAAAACAUCUACGGCCAGGCAUACCAUAUCCUUCAUAAGCCGAGCUUCAUGAGGAAGCUCAAAGCUGGCACGCUUCCCCCGGUCCUAAUCCUUUCCGUAUGCGCCAUAGCCGCCCGGUUCUCGAACCAUCCCAAGCUCAACACAUACCCCAACUUCCUCCGCGGCGAGGAGUGGGCAUCCACCGCCCGUGACAUCUUAACGAAGCGUUACGAGUGGCCCAACAUCACAAUCCUGACGUGCUUGUUGAUAUUGGGCCUGCACGAGUUUGGGACCUGUCAUGGCGGCCGGAGCUGGGCUCUGGGCGGGCAGGCCAUCCGCAUGGCGUUCGCGCUCCAGCUUCACAAAGAUCUGGAACACGACCCCUUGCGAAUACCGGGCAAGACACAGCUCAGUUUCAUCGACCGCGAGAUUCGGAGACGGACGAUGUGGGCAUGCUUCUUGAUGGACCGCUUCAACUCGUCGGGGACGGAUCGGCCAACCUUCAUCCGGGAAGAGACGCUCAAGAUCCCGCUGCCCAUUAAGGAGAAGAACUUUCAGUACGACCUACCAGGCCCUACCGAGACGCUCAGCGGGCAGGUUACCGAGCCGGUCUCCGAGGACAAUCCGAACGAGGCCAGAGACAACAUGGGAGUGGCCGCCUGGAUGAUCAAGGCCAUCGCGCUCUGGGGACGCAUCAUCAGCUACCUGAACCAAGGCGGCAAAGAGCUCGAUCCUCAUCCGAUGUGGAGCCCGGACUCGGAAUACAGCAAGCUCCUCAAGCAGACUGAAGACUUUAUUAACGAGCUGCCCGAGUCGCUGGCGUACACGCCCGAAAACCUGAAGGUGCACGAGACAGAUAACAUGGCGAACCAGUUCCUAUUCUUGCAUAUCUCUAUCCAGCAAAACAUCCUCUUCAUGAAUAGGUUCGCCGUGUCGUCGCCAAGCGGGCACUCGCUGCAGGACGUGCCCAAGUCCUUCGUGACAAAAGCGGGAGCCAAGGCCUUUGCCGCGGCGAACCGCAUAUCCGAGCUACUCAAAGAUGCCGAGUCGUACUUCAUCACCGCGCCCUUCACCGGGUACUGCGCCUUCUUGUCGAGCACCGUCCACAUCUUUGGCAUCUUCUCCGGCAACCCCUCGAUGGAAGCGACCUCGAAGCGGAACCUAGCGACGAAUGUCCGGUUUCUAUCCAAGAUGAAGCGGUACUGGGGCAUGUUCCACUGGAUGUCCGAGAACCUCCGGGAGCAAUACCGCACAUGUGCCGACGCCGCGAGGCAGGGGAAUCCCGCCAGCGAGAAUGCCGCGUCUCCAAUUUUUCAGUACGGCGACUGGUUCGACCGCUAUCCCCACGGCGUGUCGCAGUCCGAUUUCCUCGACCCUGCCACGUAUAAAAAGAAGGAGAAGGGAGAAGACGCCGUGCUUGAACAAAAGCCGGAACUUCACACGGUCGAGGAGUACUUCACAUCCCUCUCGCCGCAGAGCGCCGAGAAUGCCGCCGCCGCCAACGGUGCCAAUGGCGCCAACCGUCCCGGCCAGCCCAACGCCUCCCAACUCAAGCGCAAGUCUGUCGUCCGCAAGGCGAGCACCACCUCCCGCGGCAGCGGACCGGGUUCCGAUCAAGGCCUGGAGCCUCUCCAGACCGACUUUGCCCGCGCCACGGCCGAGCAGCUCCGGGCGGCCCGCCUACACCAGCGCUCCUUCUCCGGCGCGGCCCCCAACGGCGGCGCCCAGACAAGCGGCGCCCCACCCGGCCAUUUCAACCCCCUCGCCGUGGCCGGCAACGGCCCAGGACCCUACCACCCGGCUCUCUCCCCGAUCUCCCCCGUCCCCUUCUCCCACCCGCAUCAUCACCCCCACGCCCCGCCACAGGCCUUCUUUCCGCCCGACCCCUUCGCCAUGCCCCUCACCGCGACCCACCACGGCAUGUCCCGCCUCGACCGUCAGCUCGUCUUUGGUGCCUACGGCGGCCACAGCCACGCCGUCGACCAUCCGUCCCUGGCCGGCUCCGGCCUUGCCGGCUGGGCAGACGGGAACAACCCCGCUGCGGCGGCCGCUGCCCUGGCAGCCGCCGAGGUCCGGGACGGGCACCCACACGGUGCCGCUCAUGGGCGGCAUCCCGGCCAUCCGGGGCACGGACACCACCAACACCCCGCGGACGCGGCGCUGCACGCGGCGUUUGGGGAGCCCAGUUCGGCCUGGUUCAUGCCCUUCAACAUGGAGCCGCCGGAGCUGGGGCCUGAAGGGCUGGGCGGAAUCGGAGGGGGGCUGGACGGCUUCGCGACCAUGUUUGGCGGCGGAGGCGCGGCCGGUGCCGGGAUGCACCAUCAUUGAUCCCGUCGGGUAACCGAAGCGUGUCAUGCUUUCUAGAUGGUGACGGGAAGCUGGUCGUUCUCGGAAAGGCAAACGGAUUUUGUGGUGGCAGAACGGGGAAGGUUGUGGCGCGGCAAGGUCGUCCGAUAUGGUGUCUCCCUUCCUUUACGGCGCGGAAGA